Molecule: messenger RNA, 2650 nt
Organism: Syngnathus typhle (broad-nosed pipefish)
Lineage: Eukaryota; Metazoa; Chordata; Actinopteri; Syngnathiformes; Syngnathidae
Gene: slco2b1
Product: solute carrier organic anion transporter family, member 2B1
Exons: 14
Coding region: 87-2003 (638 amino acids)
Biological process (GO): sodium-independent organic anion transport; bile acid and bile salt transport; transmembrane transport
Cellular component (GO): membrane
Molecular function (GO): protein binding; bile acid transmembrane transporter activity
Source: RefSeq, a predicted model, not a curated record
CUUCAAGGGAAGUCCACGUGACAUGUGGACACGGUUUGACGUCACACCCCCUUUGUGCGACUCAGCCUGGUUCCGUCCUGUCCGUCAUGGAAGCAAAGGAAAGGAGCAGGGGUGUCUUCAGCAGCGUCAAGGUUUUCGUGGCGUGUCACAGCGCGCUGCAGCUCUCGCAGCUCCUGGUGUCGGGCUACAUGAAGAGCUCCAUCUCCACCAUCGAGCGGCGCUACGGUCUCUCCAGUCAGAAGUCUGGGCUGCUGGCCGCCUUCAACGAGGUGGGCAACACGUUGCUGAUCGUCUUCGUCAGCUUCCUGGGGAGUCGCGUUCACCGCCCUCGCAUGAUUGGCUUGGGCGCCCUCUUGGCGUGUUUGGCCUCGCUGUUCAUGGCGUUGCCGCACUUCCUUGGCGAGCCGUACCGCGCCGGCGCCGGCCAGAGCUACCGUGAUGGCCUUACUCGGAACAGUUCCGACCUGUGUCACGUGGAGAGCCUCCUCGCCGCCACGCCAUCGUCCAACCGGAGCUGCGUGGAGCAGGAAGGCUCCGCCCACGAGGGCAUCUACCCUCUAUUGCUAUUUGCUCAGCUACUGCUGGGCGUGGCCUCGGCACCACUGCAGCCUUUUGGCAUCUCCUACAUCGAUGACCACGCUAGCAAGAAGAACUCGCCUCUCUACCUCGGCAUCCUGUUGGCCGUCACCGCCGUCGGCCCCGCCUUCGGCUUUCUGGGCGGAGCCUUCCUGCUGCGCUUCUACGUCGACUUUGACAAGAUGUCUGCAGUCGAUGUGGAGUUGGAUCGCAGCGACCUGCGCUGGGUGGGCGCCUGGUGGCUCGGCUUCCUGGUGGCAUCUUGUCUUCUUUUUGUGGUCGCCCUGCCGUACUUCUUCUUCCCUAGGAACAUGCGUCCCGAGGAUGAGUCGGAGGCAGAAGAAAAACGGCAGCCGGAUAUUUUCCAGGAACUCGGCCUUCUACACUUCCUCAAAAGCUUUCCCAGCAUGUUGUGUCGGACCUUGCGAAGUCCCGUCUACCUUCUGGUGAUCCUAGCGCAGGUCAACCUGGCCGCCAUGGUGGCCGGCCUCGCCACCUUCAUGGCCAAGUUCAUCGAAAAGCAAUUCAGCCAGCCGGCAGACUUCUCCAACGUGAUGAUCGGUGGCGUGAGCAUCCCUCUGGCCGUGUUGGGAACCAUGUUAGGCGGAGUCAUGAUGCGGCGCUGGACUCUCGGUGUCGGCGCCGCCAGCAAGCUCUGCGCUGCCGCCAUCUUGCUCAGCCUUUGCUGUGGCUUCCCUCUGAUCCUCAUGGGCUGCCCAACGCAGAAGGUCGAUGGGGUCUUUCCGCCUCGAAGUACCGCAACAGCGGGUUGCAGCUCGACAUGUCAGUGCGUCCCGGAAUCGUUCCAUCCCGUGUGCGGGUCCGACGGUGUUGAGUUCACGUCUCCGUGUCUUGCUGGCUGCGUCGCCAUGGAAACAGACAGCACCAACAAAGUCAUGAACUUCACCGAGUGUCGCUGCGUGGGCGGGGCCAGCGGCUGGGCCACGCCCGGGACGUGCGGCAGCGGGUGCGGCCAUCUCCUGUUGCCUUUCGUGGGCCUGAUGGCCGCCACCUGUUUCAUGGCGUCCUUGUCCCAGACGCCGUCUUUCGUCAUCAUCCUGAGGACGGUAUCAGCGCGUGACAAGUCUUUGGCAGUGGGCAUCCAGUACAUGCUCUUCAGGGUUCUGGCCUUCAUGCCCUGCCCGGUCCUGUAUGGCUCCGUCAUCGACUCCACGUGCGUCCUGUGGGACAGGAAGUGCGGGAAACAGACUUCCUGUAUCUACUACGACUUGGACCGCUUCAGACACAGGUUUUUGGGCGUCCAGGGGGUGUUCAUGUGCGGAGGCCUUCUGUGCUUCUUCUUUACGGCGCUGGUCCUGCACAGGAAGAGGGCGGAUCUCGCGAGCCCCGAGGAAUCCGAUCGGAAGAUCUAUGAGCUGGUGAACGAGCAUGACAAGGAACAGCAAGUCAAGCCGGGACACGCCUGAGGAAGGUCCAAAAGACACGUUCCACACGCAGUUCCACAGACGUCCACCAGAGACAUUCGGUCAACCGGGCUAUUUCCCGGCACGCUUCAAGCUAGGCAGCUCCCGCGCUGCCAUUUUGUGUCAGGCGGCCCUUCUGCAAGCAGCCGCCAUGUACUUAAAAGUCCGGCAAGUAUUUGUGUGAGUGCGUGUGCAUAUUUGUGGCUGUUAGUGGAUUUGUGUGUUUGCUUCGGUGCUUUUUUAUUUUUUUAAUCAACGUACAUUUGUUAGUGUGUCCAUGAUUUCAACAUCAAACUUACUUUCUUUUAGUUUUUCCUUUUUUCUUUCUUUCUUUUGUGUUGUUCCUGAGUUGCUGAAUCAGAUAAAAGAGAGUAAGUGUUUUCUUAAAUAUAUUUUCCAACACUGGCCCAACCCGAGGAAUGUGACGAUAAAAUCAAAACCACAUGGUGCGCACACACACACACGCACACACAUUCCUCAGAGGAGAGCAGUAGAUAAUGUGUAUAUGAUCUGAUCCACAUGUGGAGAGUUCACCAUUUAUAAGUUGUUUUCACUCAAAUAUUUUGUAUCUUGUCCUACGGUAGCGCUAGAGGUCAAAGUUGAUGAGUAAAAAAAAAAAAAAAAAAAUCAAGGGUGGUUUUUUUUUUUUU